GCGCGGUCUCGAAAAGUUUAGGACACGUCUGCUUGGUUUGCUUGCUCCCCUUGCGAACUUCAAAUAUGUAAAUUCAAUGCCGAGAACCUUUGAUUCUUCAUCGGUCCUCUUCUUUUCUUUCCAUUGACUCUUCUCUCGCCAUCUCUUUAAUUCAUAAUUCUCUCUCCCUGUGACGACAGCACGUUCCUUGGCUGAAGGGCGACCUUCACGACAGCCCGGUGAUCGCUCCUCACAUCCACCUUCGGCAUGGCUACCCCAACCCCCAGCCUGCGCCAUCGAGGCGGGAAGGAGAAGAGCAAGGCUUUGGUCGACGGCGAUCGAGAUGAGCACAUUCUAUCUCAGGCCUAUGCGGAAGUGCACAAGACAGCUUCCAAAGAAUGGGACUACAAACUUGCCCUGGGGGUGAUUACCCUGCUUGCUUUCGCUACUCGGUUCUUCGGUAUCAGCCACCCCAACGAGGUCGUCUUUGACGAAGUCCACUUUGGCAAGUUCGCAUCCUAUUAUCUGCAGAGAACCUACUUCUUCGACGUGCAUCCUCCGUUCGGCAAACUCCUCUUCGCUUUCGUCGGCUGGUUGGUGGGCUACGAUGGACAUUUCCUCUUUGACAACAUUGGAGAAUCCUACAUCACCAACAAUGUGCCAUAUCUUGCGUUCCGAGCUCUGCCUGCGCUCCUCGGAGCUCUGACCGUUGUCGUGACCUACUUGAUCAUGUGGGAAUCAGGCUAUUCUCUCCCGGCUUGUGUCCUGGCGGCAGGAUUGGUCCUGUUCGACAACUCGCAUGUUGGCCAGACCCGCCUGAUCCUGCUUGACGCAACCCUUGUCUUCUUCAUGGCACUGAGCGUCUUGUCCUACGUCAAAUUCUACAAACAACGCCACGAACCAUUCACCCGGAAAUGGUGGAAAUGGCUUCUGCUGACCGGCUUCUGCAUGAGCUGUGUCAUUUCCACAAAAUACGUUGGAGCCUUCACAUUCUUCACCAUUGGAUGCGCUGUUCUGAUUGACUUGUGGGAUUUAUUGGACAUCAACCGCAAAGGCGGACCUCUCGACUUGAUGACUUUUGGAAAGCACUUCGUUGCUCGCGCUGUCGGGCUGAUCAUCAUCCCUUUUUUCUUUUACCUGUUCUGGUUUCAGGUGCAUUUCGCCGUUCUCACACGGUCCGGCCCAGGCGACGACUUCAUGACCCCUGAAUUCCAGGAGACACUCAGUGACAACCUGAUGCAUCAAGCCUCCAUCGACAUUCAAUACUAUGACUAUAUCACCCUUCGGCAUAAAGAUACGAAGGUAUACCUGCACAGUCAUCCUGACAAAUACCCCCUUCGCUAUGAGGACGGCCGUGUUUCCAGCCAGGGACAACAGGUCACUGGCUAUCCAUUCAAUGAUACCAACAAUCAGUGGCAGAUUUUGCCAGAUACUCCUACUCCAGAUGCUUCUCAGUCAGGUCGACCUGUAUUGAACGGUGACGUCGUCAAGCUGCGUCACAUUGUGACUGAUACUAUGCUCCUAACGCACGAUGUGGCAUCCCCAUACUAUCCCACAAAUCAAGAGUUUACCACCGUGCCUCUCGACCUUGCAGCUGGUGACCGGCACAACGACACUUUGUUCGAGAUCCGAAUGGAACAGGGAAAGAAAGGCCAGCCAUUCAAGUCCCACUCUGGCCAAUUCAAGCUCAUCCACUAUCCAACCAAGGUCGCCAUGUGGACUCACACCACGCCACUUCCAGAAUGGGCGUUCAAACAGGCCGAGAUCAAUGGGAACAAGAACGUUCAGCAGUCCAGCAACAUCUGGUAUGUUGACGACAUUCCAAAUAUUCCCGCGGAUUCGCCUAGAUUGAUCAAAGAGCCUAAGAAGGUCAAAUCUCUGCCAUUCUUCAGCAAAUACAUUGAGUUGCAGCGAGCCAUGUUCUACCAUAAUAACGCCUUGACCGCAAGUCAUCCGUACGCCUCCCAGCCAUAUCAAUGGCCCUUCUUGCUGAGAGGUGUGAGCUUCUGGACUCAGGAAAGUACAAAACAACAGAUCUACUUCCUCGGGAACCCCAUCGGCUACUGGAUCACUUCUGCUCUGCUUGCCGUUUUAGCCGGCAUCAUGGGAGCGGAUCAACUGAGUCUGAGACGUGGAGUCGAUGCUCUCGACCGACGCACGCGCUCUCGUCUGUACAACAGUACUGGAUUUUUUUUCCUGUGCUGGGCAGCGCACUAUUUCCCAUUCUACCUGAUGGGUCGUCAACUUUUCUUGCACCACUACUUGCCCGCCCACUUGGCCUCCUGCCUCGUGACUGGCGCUUUGGUCGAAUUCAUAUUCAAUGUCGACCCUGUGCUUGACGACGAGACCUCGGCCACUAUCGCAGCCAAGAAAGACAAAGUCACCAGCAGGGUGCCUGAGAAGGCUAGACGUUCAUUCCACACGGCGCAGGAACGGCUCAAGGGUCAAAGCAUGUUUGCAACUUGGGUGGCCUCGGGUGUCGUGUUGGCCGUUGUCGUUUACGGAUUCUACUUCUUCUUCCCCCUCACAUAUGGCUGGCCCGGCUUGACGCCUCAGCAGGUCAAUGCCCGGAAAUGGCUCGGAUAUGACUUACACUUCGCUAAGUGAGGGGGAAGAAGUACACCUCUGCAGCUGCAACGCCAGACUGAUGUGGCGCAAGUCCGGUCUGACCCAGGUGCGAUGCAUGCGCAGUGGAGGAUGGAUAAAGGGUUAAGAAGCUGCUGAAGGGGAUGGAGGCGACUUCCCAAAGAAGUCAAAUGACACUGCGAAACAGAGGCCAGAUUUCUGCCCGGCAGAAAAGGGGUUCGCCAUUGGACGGACCGGAGCGCCCUGGUCAUGCCGGACGUAGUACAAGGCUCCCAAAGGUCCGAGGGCCUAGAGAACUCUGGCCAGGCCGCGAGUUGGUUGACUUGGGACUCUGCCUAAGGUAUGUGGACAAGUGUUCGAAGUCCAUCAGCCCUCGCAGCCUGGCUUGUGGAAGGGCAGGUGGGCGAGAAAUUGAUAACAUUUGUACGUCACAUGGAUUCUAUGCCUCAUUCGAGUCUAGUGUAUGUCGACACCUGAUUGGAUCUUCACCUACCGUCAUCUAUCCUGUCCUUCGCUGCUAUCUUCUUCUGUCGGGCCGUCUUCCUAUUUGCAUCGCCUCAUCUUCCCAUGUCCAUGUGACAACAACAAGCCGAAGGACCUCCAGAUAGUGCUGUCUGCAAACUGUUAGAACCCACCACACAUUUCCGGCCCGGCAAGGAAUUCGCUCAAGCCGGUGAAUGAAGCCAG
Molecule: messenger RNA, 3252 nt
Organism: Exophiala xenobiotica
Lineage: Eukaryota; Fungi; Ascomycota; Eurotiomycetes; Chaetothyriales; Herpotrichiellaceae
Exons: 3
Coding region: 247-2586 (779 amino acids)
Biological process (GO): protein O-linked glycosylation via mannose
Cellular component (GO): membrane; endoplasmic reticulum
Molecular function (GO): dolichyl-phosphate-mannose-protein mannosyltransferase activity
Source: RefSeq, a predicted model, not a curated record